Messenger RNA from Brachypodium distachyon (stiff brome), 2490 nucleotides. Its product is annotated as ABC transporter G family member 5. The record is from RefSeq and is a predicted model, not a curated record. The coding region runs from base 391 to 2277 and encodes 628 amino acids. Gene Ontology annotation, cellular component: membrane. Gene Ontology annotation, molecular function: ATP hydrolysis activity; ABC-type transporter activity; ATP binding. Lineage: Eukaryota; Viridiplantae; Streptophyta; Magnoliopsida; Poales; Poaceae. The transcript has a single exon.
AUGUUCAACUCAGCUACCUUUCCGUACGUACGUCCAUGAGAUUAAUUAGGAUGGAGCAGAGUGGUACGAAGAAAAGAAAAUCCUGUCUGCUUCCUAACAGGGACAGAGUGGUCAAAUAUGCAUGGAGUACUCCGUAUCUCCUUGUGUAUGCAUACGCAGCAGUACACACACUUAUCACCAUUGGCAUUUGCUACUCCACUCCAAGCUCACACGCUCCCACAACCACCGAGCAAAUCAAGACAAUGGCGCCCAAUCCUCCAAGCUUGAGUUGACGCCAACGCAAAGGACGAUCAAUCGAUAAGCCAGAGCCAGAGGUCGUCGCUCGGUCCAAGAAAACAAGAUCUUCUCUUAUUCCAACACAAAAGCUCAGAAUUUAUCAAGCUCAGAACAAUGAAGAGAGGAGGAGGGUGUGAGGUUGAGGCUCGUGGAAUCAACUACCACAUCAGCAUCAGCAGCUCCAAGCAGCAGCAGCAUCCUCUGGCCAAGAUAUGGAGCAGGCCGGAGGAGCCGCUGCAGCAGCAGCUGGACGACGACUCUCCAUCUCAAUGUCCCAGCACCACCCAGCAACGACGGCGCCUCGUCCUCCGCGACGUCACCUGCCGCGCGCGCCCCGGCGAGCUCCUCGCCAUCGUGGGCCCCAGCGGCGCCGGCAAGUCGACGCUCCUCGAGAUCCUCGCCGGCCGCCUCCACCCCACCACCACCUGUGGAGAGCUCCGCGUCAAUGGCGGCGCCGUGGACGCCGCCCGCCUCCGCCGGCUGUGCGGCUACGUGACCCAGCGCGACGUGCUCUUCCCGCUCCUCACCGUCCGGGAGACGCUCCACUUCAGCGCCCGCCUCCGAGGCUCCGCGGGCGCCCUCGCCAGAGUGGACGCCUUCAUCUGCAACGAGCUCGCCCUGGGCCGCGUGGCGGACACGAGGGUCAAGGACCUGUCAGGCGGCGAGCGGCGGCGCGUGUCCAUCGGCGUGGAGUGUGUGCACGGCCCGGCCGUGCUGUUCCUGGACGAGCCCACGUCCGGCCUCGACAGCGCCUCCGCGCUCCAGAUCGUGUCCGCGCUCCGUGCCAUGGCGUCCGGAGGCAGAGGCACCACGGUGGUGCUGAGCAUCCACCAGCCCGGCGCGCGCAUCGUCAAGAUGUUGGACAGCGUGCUCCUCCUCGCCGCCGGCUCCGUCCUCCACCACGGCACCGUCGACGCCCUCUGCUCGCUUCUGUCAGACGCCGGCUUGGUCUUGCCGCCGCACGUGGACGCCGUCGAGUUCUCCAUCGACUCCAUUGACCACCUCCGCCUCCACCACAAGAUCAACCACCCGCGCCACCGAUGCACGCUCCAGCACCUCUUCCACAAGGACGACGACCAUCUUCAUCUUGCGUUUGCGGAGCAGCAGAACCCAGAGCUCAACAACUCGUGGGCGCGGGAGGUGGCCAUCCUGUCGCACCGGUUCGUCAAGAACGUGUCCCGGACGCGGCAGCUCUUCGCGUGCCGGACGGUGUGCAUGCUCCUCGCCGGCCUGGCGCUGGGCUCCAUCUUCUACGACAUGGGCGAGGACAAGACGAUGGAGCGGGUGGGGCUCUUCGCCUUCCUCCUCACCUUCCUGCUCUCCUCCACCACGGAAGCCCUCCCCAUCUUCCUCCAGGAGCGCGACAUCCUCGCCAAGGAGACCUCGUCCGGCGCAUACAGGGUCUCCACCUACGCGGUGGCCAACGCCGCCGUCUUCCUGCCCUUCAACCUGCUCCUGGCCGUCGCCUUCGCCGCGCCGGUCUACUGGCUCACGGGGCUCCGCCGCACGGCGCCGGCCUUCGCCUACUUCCUGCUCCUCAUCUGGCUCAUCCUCUACACGGCCAACUCCGUCGUCGUCUGCUUCGCGGCGGCGGCACCGGACUUCGUCGUGGGCAACGCGGCGAUCCAGGGCGUGAUGGGGUCCUUCUUCCUCUUCUCGGGCUACUUCAUCAGGAAGGCGGACAUGCCGGGGUACUGGGUGGGGAUGCACUACCUGUCUCUCUUCAAGUGGCCCUUCGAGGCGCUGCUCGUCAACGAGUUCCACGGUUCCUACUGCGUCGUCAGGAGUUCCGGCGUGUGCUUGGCCACCGGCGACGAGGUGCUCAGGAAGGAAGGGCUCGGGGAGGAGUGCCGCUGGAGGAACGUCGGCGUCAUGCUCGGAUUCGUCGUCUUUUACAGGGUGCUGGGCUACGUCCUGCUCCGCCUCCGGUGUAGCCUCCGCCUCAAGGCCGCCGCUCGCUCUGCCUCUGCCUCUGCCUGCUGCUGCUUGUCGUCUCGCUAAGCUUAAUUUGCUUCCAACGACUCCAUAGGUGCCUUUUCUUCUUGUGUGCGCUGCUGCUGUCUGUAUACGAUUACUACAACUACAAAUACGCUGCUGGUAAUUAACGAGUGAGUAAAUUGAUUAAGACACUCCCAUCUUCAAUUGCAUUAAGACCAUUAUUACCGUGCUCUGCUCGGCAUUUCAUUUCAGCAGGAAAACUUUCCUGCCCUCAAA